UUUUUUUUUUUUUUUUUUUUUUUUUUUUUUUUUUUUUUUUUAAUAUAUAUAUACAGCAUUACAGUCGAGACCAAAGCACUGUACAAUUCAGAUUAUAUGAUAGGAUUACAUACUAGGAAAAACAGAUCACAAUCAUCUUUCGUCCAUCACCUCGCAAUACCGCAGACACAUCUGAUACACAGCCGUCCAUCGACUUGCAAACAUAUCACAAUCUGGUGCCCAUGACAGAAGGGAGUUCAGCAGCCUUAGAGCCCGCACAGCAGGCGAGUUUUUAUGUGCUACAGUGCGUGUAAUUGGGACGGCCAAAAGCUUGUGACUUCGCGGUCGCAGGAGAUUUUUGGGCACAAAUGGAAUAGCGAGUCUAACAGUUCGUCCUACCAGUUCAGGACAGUCUGUCUCGCCACGUAAAACUCCACAUGCUGUCACCAGGAGAUUGUAAUUGCGUCUGACUGCAAGGGAAUUAAAACCUAAUGAUCCUAAUAAGUACUUGGUCGGAUAUAAGAAUGGAUAGUAAGUAUAUAGCUUCUUAUACAAGAACCUAAGAAAUGUUUUUUGCACUUUUUCUACGAGAAGGGCGUAUGUGAUUUCAGCUGGGUUCCAAACAAUACUUGCCGCCUCAAGCUUACUCCUCACAAGAGCCGUGUAGAGCAGUUUGAUGGCUCUGGGAUCGUUAAAAUCGCGCACAUUCCUGAUGACGAAACCAAGUCGCUUAUAACAAUUGGCAGCUAAUCCUUUUAUGUGGUCAUGAAAAGUAAGAGAGACGUCGAAGGUAACACCCAGGUCUUUGACAGUUGUUACACGAGCUAUGACUUCUGAACCAAGGACAUAUGAUGGAGUGCACUACAUCACAUUCAUGCCAGUCAUCCUCACCCAGGGCACAGAGGAGCAGCAUACGACGUGGCUGCCCAGGGCUUGGAACUGCAGUAUUAUUGGGAGCUACGCUCAGACGGAGCUGGGACACGGCACUUUCAUCCGCGGGCUGGAGACGACCGCCACCUACGAUCCUGACACCAAGGAGUUCGUGCUGCACAGCCCCACUCUUACUUCGUACAAAUGGUGGCCCGGCGGACUGGGCCACACCGCCAACUACUGUAUAGUGGUGGCCCAGCUGUAUACAAAAGGCCAGUGUCACGGGAUACACUCGUUCAUCGUUCAGGUCCGAGACGAGGACACGCACGUGCCUUUGCCUGGGAUUAAGGUGGGAGAUAUCGGAGCCAAGUUGGGCCUCAAUUCAGUAGACAACGGCUUCCUAGGUUUCGACCACUUGAGGAUACCAAGGGAUCACAUGCUGAUGAAGCAUGCGCAAGUUUUAGAGGAUGGAACUUACGUCAGAAACGCAAGGAACACCAAGCUAAACUACGGCGCCAUGGUGUUCGUGCGAGUGGUGAUCGUUUACGACAUGGUCAACUACCUGUCGAAGGCGGUCACCAUCGCCACACGCUACUCGGCGGUGCGGCGGCAGAGCCAGUUGAAGGAAGGAGAACCAGAGCCACAAAUCCUCGACUACGUAACGCAACAGCAUAAGAUCUUUAUCGGCAUAGCGGCAUGCCACGCGCUGAGGCUCACCGCCAACAUGUUGUGGGAGACGUUCCAUGACGUCACCGAACAGCUGGUAGACGGGAAUCUGGAGAGGCUGCCAGAGUUACACGCCUUAGCUUGCUGCCUAAAAGCCGUCAGUACAGCUGACACCAGCAUGUACGUUGAACGCUGCCGGCUCGCGUGCGGCGGACACGGCUACAUGCAGUCCUCCAACCUGCCCAUGACGUACGGGUUGGUUACUGCGGCCUGCACUUACGAGGGGGAGAACACGGUGCUACUGCUGCAAACUGCUAGGUACUUAGUGAAGACAUGGCAGACCGGAAUGGAGAAGCUGACCCCAACUCUAGCUUACUUCAAGACAGCCAGCACUCCAGGGUUCUGCGAGCGCUGGGAGAACUCCGUUGAGGGCAUCGUUCGCGGGCUACAGAAGGUGGCUAUGGGAAAAGUGGCUACAUGUGUUAAGAACUUAAAGAAACGCGUUGACUCUGGGAUGUCGCCUGAAGAUGCCUGGAACUCCACCUCGGUCCAACUUGUGUCAGCGGCAGAAGCACACUGUCGCGUGAUAAUAACGUCCACAUUCCACGACGAGAUCAAGAAACUGGACGAGAGCGUGCCUGCUGAAGUGCGUCUAGUUUUGCAACAACUAGUUGAACUGUACGCCCUCUACUGGGCAUUAGAGAAGCUCAACGAUCUGUUACUGUACACGAGUAUAUCGUCGCACGACGUGGACGAGCUGCAAUAUUGGUACGAGGAGCUCCUGGCGAAGAUACGACCCAACGCCGUGGGGCUGGUCGACGCCUUCGACAUCAUAGAUGGCAUCCUCCAAUCAACGCUGGGCGCGUACGACGGGCGCGUGUACGAGCGCCUCAUGCAGGAGGCUCUGCGCAGCCCGCUCAACGCCGAGCCCGUCAAUAAGAGCUUCCACACGCACCUCAAACCCUUCAUGCAGGGGAAACUGUGAUAUAUAUUUAUAUACUUACCUAAAUCUGAGACUGAAAAUAUUGGAAUAUUUUAUACGUUUGUAAUUUUUUUUUGGAAAUAAAGAUGCUGAUUAUAUUCUUA
Messenger RNA from Cydia pomonella (codling moth), 2601 nucleotides. Its product is annotated as probable peroxisomal acyl-coenzyme A oxidase 1. NCBI's taxonomy places the organism in Eukaryota, Metazoa, Arthropoda, Insecta, Lepidoptera, Tortricidae. Bases 806 to 2500 code for a protein of 564 amino acids. Gene Ontology annotation, biological process: fatty acid beta-oxidation using acyl-CoA oxidase; lipid homeostasis. The record is from RefSeq and is a predicted model, not a curated record. The transcript is spliced from 12 exons. Gene Ontology annotation, molecular function: acyl-CoA oxidase activity; FAD binding; fatty acid binding. Gene Ontology annotation, cellular component: peroxisome.